This is a messenger RNA of Polyodon spathula (Mississippi paddlefish), 5002 nucleotides long. RefSeq names its product SWI/SNF complex subunit SMARCC1-like. Gene Ontology annotation, biological process: positive regulation of DNA-templated transcription. Bases 62 to 3325 code for a protein of 1087 amino acids. Lineage: Eukaryota; Metazoa; Chordata; Actinopteri; Acipenseriformes; Polyodontidae. Gene Ontology annotation, molecular function: histone binding; nucleosomal DNA binding. The transcript is spliced from 28 exons. The record is from RefSeq and is a predicted model, not a curated record. Gene Ontology annotation, cellular component: npBAF complex; SWI/SNF complex; nBAF complex.
UGCAGCUUUGGGCCUAAAGUAGUGUUGCGAUCGGAGCGGGGAAGGAAGGCGACUAGAAACAAUGGCAAUGGCGGCUACUGCAGCGGGAGGAACCGGCUCAGGCGGCACCGCAGUUACCGUGCAAGGGGGUAGUGGCGCCUCAGCACUCGGCGUAGGCAGGAAAAAAGAUGGGGGGCCGCCUGUGAAGUACUGGGAGAGCGCGGAGACGAUUUCCCAACUUGAGUCGGUGCGGGUUUGGACCGGGAAGCAUUACAAAAAGUACAUUCAGGCUGACUCCCCCACCAAUAAAACGCUUGCAGGUCUGGUGGUGCAACUGCUGCAGUUCCAAGAAGAUGCCUUUGGGAAACGUAUCAACAACCCGGCGCUCACCAAACUGCCGGCAAAGACCUUCCUGGACUUCAAGGCAGGAGGUGCCUUGUGUCACAUCCUGGGGUCAGUCUACAAAUUCAAGAGUGAGCAGGGCUGGCGAAGGUUUGAUUUGCAGAACCCGUCCCGGAUGGACAGAAAUGUUGAGAUGUUCAUGACUGUUGAGAAAACACUGGUACAGAACAACUGUCUGACCAGGCCUUCUGUCUACCUUGUCCCUGAAAUUGAGCAGAAGCUGGCAACUAAACUAAAGGACAUCAUUAAGCGGCACCAGGGUACUGUUACAGAUGACAAGUCCAAGGCUUCUCACCACAUCUAUCCUGUCCCUUCCUCACUGGAGGAUGAGGAGUGGCUGCGUCCGGUGAUGCGGAAGGACAAACAAGUGCUGGUACACUGGGGGAUGUAUCCGGACAGUUAUGAUACCUGGGUUCCUGCCAGUGAUGUUGAUGGUGAUAUUGAAGAAAACGUGAACCCUGAUAAACCCUGGAAGGUUCAUGCAAAGUGGGUCCUGGACACAGACGCCUUUAAUGAAUGGAUGAACGAGGAAGAUUAUGAAGUAGAUGAGAACAAGAAGUCUGUGAGUUAUCCCAAACGCAUCUCCACCCACAUUCAGGAGUCCUCCCGCACCCCUGAUCGAAAGGAACGGAAAGCAGCUGCUUCUGGGAAAAAGAGGAGACGCUCCCCCUCUCCCCCUCCCACCCCUGCAGAGUCCCGAAAGAAGGGUGGAAAGAAGGGCCAACCCACCCCAAACUGGAAGAGACGCAAUCAGCGUGAGGAGGAGGAGGAACAUGAAGAGGAGGAGGAACAGGAAGACCUGACCAAGGACAUGGAGGACCCCAUCCCUGUCCCCAACAUGGAGGAGGUCGUCCUGCCCAAGAAUGUGAAUCCCAAAAAGGACAGUGAGAAUACCCCAGUGAAGGGGGGCACCGUGGCUGAUCUGGAUGAGCAAGAUGAUGAGCCCACGGUUACCAGCGGGAAGGAGGAGGAGGAGCAGGGAAAGGCAGAGGUGAACCGCUUGAUCGACUCCAGUGAAGACAAUGUGACAGAGCAGACCCACCACAUCAUCAUCCCCAGCUAUGCGUCCUGGUUUGACUACAACUGUAUCCAUGAGAUUGAGAGGCGUGCCCUGCCAGAGUUUUUCAAUGGGAAGAAUAAAUCCAAAACCCCAGAGAUAUUCCUGGCAUAUCGUAACUUCAUGAUCGACACUUACCGGUUGAACCCACAAGAGUACCUCACCAGCACCUCCUGCAGGAGGAACCUCACCGGGGAUGUGUGUGCUGUCAUGAGGGCACACGCCUUCCUGGAGCAGUGGGGUCUGAUCAAUUACCAAGUGGACGCUGACAGCCGUCCUCUGCCAAUGGGGCCCCCGCCCACACCCCACUUCAAUGUGCUGGCAGACACCCCGUCUGGACUGGUACCCCUGCAACACCGCCCCCCCCAGGUCCCGGCCUCCCAGCAGAUGUUGAACUUCCCAGAGAAGGGCAAGGACAAGCCCUCAGACAUGCAGAAUUUUGGGCUCCGCACUGACAUUUACUCCAAGAAAACACUCAACAAGAGCAAAGGAGCCAGUGCAGGGAGGGAGUGGACCGAACAGGAGACCCUGCUCUUACUAGAGGCUCUGGAGAUGUACAAGGACGACUGGAACAAGGUGUCUGAGCACGUCGGAAGCCGCACCCAGGACGAAUGUAUCCUGCACUUCCUGCGGCUGCCCAUUGAGGAUCCCUACCUGGAGAACUCGGACGCUUCCUUGGGGCCACUGGCCUAUCAGCCCGUCCCCUUCAGCCAGUCCGGUAACCCUGUCAUGAGCACUGUGGCUUUCCUGGCCUCCGUAGUGGACCCCCGCGUGGCAGCUGCUGCUGCAAAGGCAGCUCUAGAGGAGUUCUCGCGGGUGCGUGAGGAGGUUCCAGCAGAGCUGGUGGAGGCUCACGUCAAGAAGGUCCAGGAAGCAGCCAAGAGCACUGGCAAAGUUGACCCAGCCUUUGGGCUGGAGAGCAGCGGCAUAGCCGGCACCACCCCCGAGGAGCCAGAGAAGCUAGAUGCCCUAGAGUCUGAGAAGAUGGAGACAGAGACUGAAGGACAGCAGCUAGAGAAGAUGGAGAACAAGGAGGAUGCAGCAGCAGAGAAGCCCAGCGAGCCUGCAGAGAAGCCACAGGAGCGCGUGAAGAGCGAGGCCACAGAGUCGGAGAAGGAGGAGGAAGCACUGGCUGGAGAGGAGAGCAGGACAGAUAAAGACCAGGAGGAGGAAAAGGAGAACAUGGACACCAGUAGGGACAGUGAUUGGGAGUCUGGGAAGAAGGUGGAGCCCGAGGUGGGGGAGGGGAACAUUGCCACUGCCGCAGCAGCAGCUCUGGCCUCCGCAGCAACUAAAGCCAAGCACCUGGCUGCAGUGGAGGAGAGGAAGAUCAAGUCCCUUGUGGCCCUGUUGGUCGAGACCCAGAUGAAGAAGCUGGAGAUCAAGCUGAGACACUUUGAGGAGCUGGAGACCAUUAUGGACCGUGAGAAGGAAGCGCUGGAGCAGCAGAGGCAACAGUUGCUGACAGAGAGACAGGCCUUCCACAUGGAGCAGCUUAAGUAUGCAGAGAUGAAAGCUCGCCAGCAGAUGGAGCAGCAGCAGGCAGCAGCGGCCGCCCAGAACCCAGCUGGGCAGCACCCUGCUUUACCAGGCAUGAUGGGGCACCAGCAGCCCCCCUCCUUCCCUGUGAUGCAUCACCAGAUAGGACCCCACCACCCUGGACAGCAAGGGCCUAUGGGACCAGGCCAGCCCAUGGCAGGGAGAAUAUUGACCAGUGCUCCAGGUGGACCGUCCCACCCUGCGCAGCCCAGCAAUCCCAUGAUGAUGGGACCCCGGCACCCAGGAGCACAGAAUGGCAUGUACCCCACCCCACCAGUGCAGCCUGAAGGGUUAGCCCCAACCUCUGCAGGUCCUCCGACCGCCUCAACCAGAGUGGCUGAGAACUAGUAUAUGAACCAACCAAAUAACCCUCGCCCCCACCCCCUAGUCCUGAUACAUUCACUUCAGCUCAGACUGUUGCAGGACAGACAUCUCGUAGCAGGCAACCUCCCAGAGCAGCCCAUAGUCCUUUCCAAAACAAAAGGGAAGGCAAUUGGAAAUAAAAUAUGUUACACGAGUGGAGUUUUAUCCUUAAUCUUGUCCUAUCAAUUCUAAGGACACAUAAAUUUAAUAAUUGGGAUUGCCUAGCUAUUGUCUGCUCUAACAUUGGCAUGUGUUUUUGUAAUUGACCAAAUCAACAGGAUUUCCUCUUUAUAACCUCCCACAGUUCUAGGGGAGAGCCUGGGUAUUUGAACACUCUCCUCUUUGAAGAACUACCUCUUACUCCCCACAUAUCUGGGUCUGUUUAGAAUAUGUAUUCUGCUUUUAAGGCUCAGUCUGUAAUCAGUGAACCUUGAUCUGUAUUUGUUUUAUAUAAAGAGAGCGAUGAGUAGGAGCUGGCUUAAUUUACACAUAAUGGGGGAGGAGGGGGGCCGCUGUUUUUUUUAAACAGUUUAGCAAUAGAUAUUGUUGCUGCUGUUCUUGACCAAGGGCUGUAUCAUUUCCAAGGUCUACAGUUUAAUUGAAUCUGUCACACACACACACACACACACACACGCACACACACACUACGGAGGGAUCGCACCUUUAUAGAUUACCACAUUUUGAGAAGCCACAUCAAAUGAGUAUCUCUACUGAAAGGGACUAGAUGAUCAAAGUUCCCCUAGCCCUCCUUUUGGGAUGGGAAGGCUUGUGCACAAACAGUUAAGUUUUCCUUGUACUCUAGCUCUUUACUGGUGUAGACAGAACCCCCCCCCCCCCACCUUACUACCACCAAUUAAAGGUUCAGGAAAACCAAAAAAAAUUAUGUGAAAUCAAGCUUAUGUUUCAAGUAGAAGUGUUUUGUAAAUGUCUUUGUGCUUCAAUUUAAAAUAGCUACUUUAGAUCUUUUUCAAAACUUCUCAUCAAAACAUUUGUUUCUACUUUCUCUUUUUUAGUACUACAUUAGGGCAUAGCUUAUUGUCAGAUGCAUUUGUUUGCUGCUGGUCAAUAUAAGUGAGAUAUGGCGCGGAUGAAGUUGUAGGGUUCGGCCAAAGCCUUUAUUGUGUGUUCAGGUUUGAAUCCCACCUCCCUGGCCAUACAGUAUUCCUGUCUGGGCCAAAAAAAAAAAGGUUAAACUUAAGGUUCUAACUAAUCCAAUUUGAUGCAGCUCUCAGUACAGAUCACAGUUGCUGCAUGGAUCAGGGGUGGUUUAGGGGAGAUUUUUCCCAUUGUGAAAGGUGACUUAGCAAAGAACUUCUGACGCAUUCAAACCAUAUGUGUUGAUUUUUGUUUUGUUUGAUCUUUUCCUUGGAAUAGUCUCGUAUCACAGACUUUGCUAGUGUGAAUGUUCUCAUUCAUUUUGAAUUCCUGUGAACAGGUAGCUGUGUGUCUCCUGCUGUGAUGCCAGCAUAUCACCUUGCCUUCCAGGGUAUGUUGGUACAGGGGAAAUGAACUGAACGGCGUUGCUCAAUACAUUUUGUAUUUUUGUUUUAUUUUUUAAAUAACUUUGUGUAGACUCACUUUUGGUGUUCAUGCAGUUUGUAUGUUUUUAAUUGGUACUGAGACCUUGACACUGUCAAAUAAAAGUUGUGUUUUGUAUGAAAA